Messenger RNA from Anastrepha ludens (Mexican fruit fly), 1194 nucleotides. RefSeq names its product tigger transposable element-derived protein 1-like. Gene Ontology annotation, molecular function: DNA binding. Gene Ontology annotation, cellular component: nucleus. The record is from RefSeq and is a predicted model, not a curated record. NCBI's taxonomy places the organism in Eukaryota, Metazoa, Arthropoda, Insecta, Diptera, Tephritidae. The transcript has a single exon. The coding region runs from base 1 to 1194 and encodes 397 amino acids.
AUGCCGAGCAGAACUUAUGUUGCAAAAUCGCAGAAAACUGCCGGUGGUUUAAAAGUAGCAAAGGACCGUGUAACAUUGUUGUUUUGUUCCAAUGCUUCAGGAGAACGUAUGUUAAAACCACUGCUAGUAAAUCGUGCUUUAAGACCACGCUCGAUGAAAAGUGUAGAUUUCAAUAAACUGCCAAUUCACUGGACAGCAAACAAAAAGGCAUGGAUGACCAGUGCAAUCUUUACAGAAUGGUUCCAGAAAUACUUCAUUUCAGAAGUUAGACGCUACAUGAAUGCAAAAUGUCUAGAAUUUAAAGUUCUUUUAAUUCUAGACAAUGCAACUUGCCAUCCGCUCUUGGAGCACCCAAAUGUGCAAUUUUGCUAUCUUCCGCCUAUCACUACAUCCUUAAUACAACCGCUAGACCAAGGGAUCAUUGCUACUUUUAAAAAGUACUACAUAAAACGUUCAUUCCAAUACGUGGUAGACAAACUAGACCAUAAUGAGGAUUUAACAGUUAUUGAUAUGUGGAAAAAAUUUUCUAUUAUGGACUGCAUUAAUCAAGUUGGGUUAGCGUUAGCUGACUUAAAGCCAUCAACCUUGAACUCAUGUUGGAAAAAUAUUUGGCCAGAAUGUGUCAAAAGCAAAGAUCCUGAUCCUGUCACCCAUAAUAACGCUGUUUUUACUGACAUCACAACGCUAGCACAUACAAUUGGUGGAGAUGGAUUCGAUGAUCUAUCAUUUGCCGAUAUAGAGGAAUUAUUAGCUGAUAAAAGCUUGAGCGAAAAUGAAAUUAUAGACCUCACCCUUGAGACUCAUCAAGACAGAGAACAUAGCGAUAAUGACGAAGAAGAUCCUCCCAUUUUAAAUGCAACUCUAAUUAAAGAAGGUCUUGAUCUUGCCAGAAAAUUAGGUAAUCAUUUUCAACAACAUGAUCCUGAUGAGGAACGAGCUGCAAAAUUUCAACGUGAACUGAAAUCAUUAAUGCCAUCUUACAGGGAACUUUAUAAAGGUUUAUCACGAAAUCAAACACAAUCUUUAAUGACUGAUUUCCUUCUAAAAACUACCGAAUUAUCAACACAGGAGCCUAGAGAUGAUAAUCCAGAAACAAUUUCACAAGAUGAUGAACAAAAUAAUUCUAGUGAUGGCAGUGAUAUUCUAGUCUUACGCAAACGUAUGCGUUUAUUGUCAGAAAGUGACAAUGCAUAA